This is a messenger RNA of Patella vulgata (common limpet), 4444 nucleotides long. RefSeq names its product xaa-Pro aminopeptidase 1. The transcript has 24 exons. The record is from RefSeq and is a predicted model, not a curated record. The coding region runs from base 196 to 2052 and encodes 618 amino acids. NCBI's taxonomy places the organism in Eukaryota, Metazoa, Mollusca, Gastropoda, Patellidae. Gene Ontology annotation, molecular function: metalloaminopeptidase activity.
GUAACUCUCGUUGCAAGUGCUUGAUUUCGGUGCUACGUCGAUGGAAGUGUUUUGUUUUUGGAUGUAAAUUAUGCAGUGUGACAUUAUGUGACGUUGUACACAAAGUCCCACAGUAAGGGAGAGAGAGAGAGAGAAAUGGGGUUUAACGUCCACUCGACACAAACUAGUCUGUAGGCCUAUAGCAUAAAAGACAAGAUGAGUGCCAAAAGUACAACUGCUAUAUUGUCAAAACUGAGAGCUUUAAUGAAGAAUACAAAGUAUGUUUGUGAACCCCUUCAGGCUUACAUUGUACCCACAGGAGAUGCGCACCAGAGUGAAUAUGUGGCUGACAGUGAUAAAAGAAGAGAUUAUAUAUCAGGUUUUACAGGCUCGGGUGGUACCGCGAUAGUAACCGAUUCUAAAGCUGCCUUGUGGACUGAUGGUAGAUAUUUCUUACAAGCAGAGAAGCAACUGGAUAGUAACUGGAUAUUAAUGAAACAUGGUUUACCAGAUACCCCAACACAAGCAGAAUGGCUGACAAAGAAUUUACCUGUAGGAGGACGUGUUGGUGUAGACCCUUUCAUGUUAUCUGUGGAAAAAUGGAAACCACUACAUAAAUCUCUGAAAGCUAAUGGCUGCAUUUUAGUACCUGUUGAUCAAAACUUAGUUGAUGUUAUUUGGAAUGAUCAACCUGAACCUCCAAACAAUCCUCUGAUUAUUUUGCCAGUUGAAUAUACAGGAUUAAGUUGGCAAGAAAAAGUGAAGAAAGUUCAAGACAAAUUACUAGAAAAGAACUGUUAUGCUUUUGUAUUAACAGCUUUAGAUGAAAUAGCAUGGUUGUUUAAUUUGAGAGGAUCUGAUAUCGUCUAUAAUCCUGUGUUUUUCUCUUAUACUGUAAUAACGAGAGAUAAAGUACAUAUAUUUAUUGAUGAUUCUAAGCUACAGAAUGGUGUCUCAGAGCACCUCAAGUUAAAUGAUAGCGCCCAAAAGAAUGGUACUUCAAUAGAAAAGCAUGACUAUAACACCAUUAAAGAUUUUCUUACAAAUUUACAGACUACUACUGACAAAAAGAUAUGGAUUAGUGAGAAAUCUAGUUUUGCCUUACACAGUACUAUACCAAAAGCAAAAAGAAAUCAUGAUCCGUCCCCAGUUGCCUUAUUUAAAGCAAUCAAAAAUGAAACUGAGAUAGAAGGUAUGAAGAAUGCUCAGAUAAAAGAUGCUGUGGCUUUAUGUGAAUUUUUCUGCUGGUUAGAAAAACAGGUACCAUCUGGUGAUGUUACAGAAAUAACAGCAGCCAAUAGACUAGAACAAUUUAGAAGGGAACAAGAUGAUUUUGUUAGUUUAAGCUUUGAUACUAUUUCUAGUUCUGGUGCAAAUGGUGCCAUUAUCCAUUACAAACCCACAGAAGAAAGUGAUAUAGUUAUUACAACAGAUCAGAUGUAUUUAUGUGAUUCUGGGGCUCAAUACAAAAAUGGUACUACAGAUACUACUAGAACAAUUCAUUUAGGUGUUCCUACAAAAUAUCAACAGGAGUGUUUCACCAGAGUCUUAAAAGGUCAUAUCAGUUUAGCCACAGCAGUUUUUCCUAAUGGAGUUAAAGGCCACAUGUUGGACACAUUAGCUAGAAGUUCUUUAUGGAAUGCUGGUUUAGAUUAUCUUCAUGGUACCGGUCAUGGUGUCGGACAUUUUCUCAAUGUUCAUGAAGGUCCCUGUGGUAUAUCACAUAUAGUUACAUUAACUGAUGUUGCAUUACAAGAAGGCAUGAUUCUAUCUGAUGAACCUGGUUUUUAUCAAGAUGGAGAAUUUGGAGUUAGGAUAGAAAGUUUGAUAUUGGUACAAAAAGCUGAUACCAAGUAUAAUUUUAGGAAGAAGGGUUUUUUGACAUUUGAGACAAUAACCCCAGUUCCUAUACAAACUAAGAUGAUAGAUCCGUCUUUGCUUACAGAACAAGAGAUCAACUGGCUUAAUGAUUUUCAUAGUUUUUGUCAACAAGUUGUUGGUGAUGAAAUGGAAAAACAAGGAAGAAAAGAGGUCAGAAAAUGGUUAAUUAAUGCAACCAAACCUAUAGGUUAAAAUGGUUACAAAAGUAUAUGUUUCUUACAUUGUAUAUUAAAUUCAUUCUGUAUCCUCAACACAGUAGUAGAAUUACUAGAAAUUACUCUCUUUCAUAUUCACAAGUUGAUCAGUACUCAUAAGGUAGGUGUGAUACUGAUAGCAAAUGGCGACACCCAUAAACCUCAAAAUUACAACAUUCAAUCCUUAUAUUUAUAUAGUAAAUGACAUGUCCUUAUAGAGAAUCUCCUACCAGUAUUUUUUGAUAUCAAAAACGACGAGUAGGAGAUUUUAUUUAUCACCCAAUCCCUUCUUACAUGCACAAAUAGAUAAAUAUAAUUCUUUGCUGUAGAUUUCACUUUUACUGAACAUUACGGCGUAGUGAUAAAUCAUUUUUUGACAGCAAUUCAACCAUUGCAAAGUCCUUUAUAUUGACCCAGUGUUUCCAUCAAGGUCAAUUGAAUAAAAAUAGUUCAUUUUAAAUAAAAAAAGUUACUUUUAACAAGAAAUGAACUGUUCUUUGAAAAUAAAAAAAAAGUAGUUCCUUUUCAACUGACCAAUCAAAUUAAUGUAGAUAUCUCCUAAGGAGAUAUCGCAGUAGAUUAUGAAAUAUAUCACACAAGCGAUAUCUACUGUAGAAUGUAUUAUUGGGUGAUAAGAAAUAUUAAACAUACAUUAUGCAAGAGCUAAAUCAGAUUAUUGCAAGUCUUUAUUUAGGCUUCAGAUGUCAUAGAAAUUAUAAAUUAGAUCUUUAUUUACACAACAAGCACAAAAUCAACUCUGUAGACCCACGAAUGGCUUGGAUUCGGCUUGGAUUUAAACAGGAUUAACCGUUACGUUGACGUCAUAUUCCCGGAAAUUUUAGAUCGAGGCUAAAUGAUAGAGUGUACGAAGCGAGGCCGCUGUUGAGCUAGGCCGCAUGUCAGUCAAUUUGAUUGAAAGAUCGAUAUAUACGGCCUUGAUAUUAUGUUUAGUUGUGGUUAAAAUGAGAGUUUGGAUAUCGGUAUUAUACGCUCUUUUGUCACUUGCGUUUACAGAAAAAUUAUGGAAAUUGAUAAACAUCGCUAACAUCACCCCAGUUGAAUUGUAGCCCCAUUGGAUCACUCAUUUCAUUGUUUGUCUGCUACGGGAGUUACGUAGGCCUACCAGUUACCGUACAACAAGAGUACACGCAGGCUAACAAGAAGUCGGCUAUAAUUAUGCCUCAUUGAUUUGGUCUAUUCCUUUCAAACUUUCGCUUCUUAUCUAUAUAUUAAAAGUCUUAUUUUUAAUUUGUAGUAAAAAUAAAUGUGCUAGCAGUACAACAGCCAUUGAAAACGUUACUUGAUAAUCGAGAUUAUGUAGGUGGUGUUAACGCCUGUCAAUCAAACGAACUGCCAUUCUCGGAGACGGUGAAGAGAGAGUUGACUCUUCUAGUCAAAAAUUACAAUGCUGAUAACUUUGUUCAGAAUAAAGUAAUUUGACUGAAAUUUUCAAUAUAUUCUUCUUUGGUCAUCUAUUUUUGAACUGUUAUAGCAAGAAUGGCUAACUCUCUAUUAAAAUCUCCUAUAAUGUAUCUUUAAUCUAUUUGAAUUAACAUUUUAUGCCUAUAUAUUUUUGUAAGUGUUGUUGAUCGGACUUGAAAAAUGUCAGGAAUGAGCGGACAUAUGGUAUUUGACUAAAAAACUUGAAUUACAAUGUCAUUUUGUCAUUGAGUUUAUGUUAGACAGAUCAGCCUUACUGAAAAUAUUUGCUUUCUGUGUGGAAUUCCCAGUAGCUACUUAAAUUCAUGUUUACUAUGAAAUUUUUAAGGAUAUGCAGCUUGUAACUUUGUUGAAAUCACAAAAUCUAUUUAAUGUCCCUGUAAUGCAGUAUGAAUUCUGUUUUUCUCUUUUGUUAAUUGAUAAAAACCUAAAGUAUAUAUUUGGACGAUUGUUAAAGUAGAUGUAAAGUAUAUAUUUGGACAAUUGUUAAAGUAGAUGUACCAGAUAUAUUCUAGUAAAUUAAAUAACUCUGUGCUCUUAAAAGCCUUAAUCCUAGUCUUGUGUAAUGUCUGCAGUUAGCUAGUAUAUUUUCUAAAGUAUUAGUUUUCAUUUGUUGUUUACAACAGGUUUCUGACUGUAGGCCUACGUAAACCUGACAAAACACAGAACAAGAGUUUAAGAUACAUUUAAAGAUACUGUUGAAUGUAUAUUCUAGAAUCUAUUAUUUUAAAUGGAAAAGCUUUUGGAUAAUACAGUUAGAUCACUAAAUACUUAUUUACAAAAUGUUUCUUAUUUCAAACAUAAAGGAAAUAUAUGAAUGUUGCUUUGAAUAGCAGUCAAUAAUAUUGAUAUAAUGAUUUUGUGAUAUUAAUUAUCCAAUUACUAAAAUUGUCACUUCGAAAUAUUUUUGUAAAAAUUAAACCUUUUUAGUAAUUAAAAUAUUUAAAAUA